GUCAAACGUGUUCACUAUUACUCUGACUCUGGUAACGUGACUUCCUGGUAACGUGUUAGGUAGGAAAAGCAGUAAAAAAGUGCAUAUUAAGGGAGCAGAUUUGAAAUAAUAUUUAUACUUAACAAGAAAUAAUUAAAGGUUCAAUGGGGAGACCUAAAGAUUUACGCAUAUGGGAGCACUACCGUACUUUACCAAACAAGUCUGUUUCUUGCAAGCUUUGUAAUAAGGUCUACAAAUUCAGUAAUGCUGCCAAAAUGCUUCAACAUCUUAUCACUUGUCCAAAAUCUCCAGAAACAUUAAAAGACUCUAUGAAACUUAUAAAAGAUAGCUCGUCCAAAACCAAAAUGUCUGGACUGUCAGAGAUAGAGACAAAUGAUUCUUUUAUAAGCCCCUCGUCGUCUGCUAACACUACAAUAAAUGCUGAGUUUCAAGACACCGAUGAUCAUAUAAAAACAGAAUUAGCGAGAGCUAUAUUUGUAACAGGGACGCCAUUAUCGAUGGUGCAACAUCCUUUAUGGAUACAAUUUUUCGAAAAAUUGCAACCAAAAUUUAAAAUACCUUCACGUAAAGCUUUAGCGACAAAAUACUUAGAUAAAAUAUAUAGAGAAAUGCGUUUUGAGUUAAAUGAGGAACUAAAUGCUUGUAGUUACUUACACCUUCAGUGCGAUGGCUGGUCUAAUUUAAGAAAUGAAGGAAUAAUAAACUUUCUUAUAUCAAAACCUCAACCUGCAUACGUUAAAAGUUUGAAUACAGAAAGUAAUCCUCACACUAGUGAAUACCUUAGCCAAGAAGUUGAAAAAGUAAUGAAAGUGUAUGGAGCAAAUAAGUUUCUUGUACUUAUUGGCGAUAACGCUAGAAAUAUACAAAAGGCAUUCGAAUUAACAAAACUCAAAUAUCCACAUGUUGUUCCUCUCGGUUGCUGUGCACAUAUCCUUAACUUGUUGUGCCAAGAUAUUGUAAAGAUACAAGAAGUAACUGUGUUUAUUAUGCAAGCCAUAAAUAUAAUAAAAACUGUUAAAAGGAGUCAACGAUUAAGUUCCUUGUUGAUAAAAUCAAGGCAGGGUGAAGAUUCUACACAAACACUAAAAUUGCCUUGUGCUACAAGAUGGGGAAGUCAUGUUACUUCGUUAAAAAGUUUGAAAGCAAAUAAGAUAGCUUUGCAAAUAUUAACAGUUAGAGAAGAUGUGGUAAUUUCAAGAGAUAUUAAAGAUUUAAUUCUAAGUGAUGAUUUCUGGACGAAGACAGGGGAAUGUAUAAGUAUUUUGGAACCAGUCACUGAAAGCAUAUUUUACUUAGAGAGCGACCAGAAUCGUUUGCAUCGCACAUACAUUACAUUUAGAGAUGUACAAGCUAAGAUACGUUUUGCAUUAAAUGAGAUUUCGACAUUGAGCGAAGAAAGCAAACAGCAGAUUCUAACAUCAGUAUCUUCAAGAUGCAAUAUGGCAAUGAGGCCAAUACAUUUUGCAGCAUAUAUUCUAGACCCCAGGACUCUAGGAGUCGAACUUACUCAAGAGGAAGAACUUAAGGGUAUGGAGUUUAUCUACAAUUUAAGCCAACACUUAAGUUUGUCAAAUGUAAUGGCAGAUUUGGCGUGUUAUAAAGCUAAAGAAAACUUUUGGGCCAGAGGAUUUGUAUGGAGCUCAUUAGAUAGCAUUGAGCCCCUAAUAUGGUGGAAAGGUAUUUGUGGUUCCACUGAGUUAAGCAAAGUAGCGAUUCGUAUUCUAUCAGCUCCCUGUACUUCGGCAGCCACUGAGCGUUCCUUUAGUAUCCAAGGCUACAUACAUAAUAACAAAAGAAAUCGACUUACAACUGAAAGAACUGAAAAAAUUUCAUUCAUUUGUUAUAACUGGAAUCUUAAACAUAAAGCUGAAUGCGAGGACAUUCAGUUUAAUGAAGAAAAUACCUUAGAAGCUUUCAUUGAGCAAGUAAAUGAACAUAACAGUUUAGACGAAAUAGAGCCUAUCGAACCUAUACAAUUCAUCGCUUGUAAUAACUCUGAAUCUGACAGUGAUUGACUGUAGUUUUACAUUUUACUUUCAUCUCUUUCUUAAUAAACUCAAAAUCAAAUUAAAAGUUUUUUAUUCUGUAGGCUGCAUAAUAAUAUUGUCUAUGUCCAGUAUAGUGGACGUCUUGCGGCUGAGAUGACGAUGAUGAAGUACAAAAUCAUAAACACCCAAAAAUUUGGGUGUUUAUGGGGUUUAAACCCAAUAAACCCAAAACACCCGGUUUUUACCCACCAGACUUUAAACCCAC
Molecule: messenger RNA, 2253 nt
Organism: Galleria mellonella (greater wax moth)
Lineage: Eukaryota; Metazoa; Arthropoda; Insecta; Lepidoptera; Pyralidae
Exons: 2
Coding region: 144-2015 (623 amino acids)
Molecular function (GO): DNA binding; protein dimerization activity
Source: RefSeq, a predicted model, not a curated record